Molecule: messenger RNA, 3445 nt
Organism: Nannospalax galili (Upper Galilee mountains blind mole rat)
Lineage: Eukaryota; Metazoa; Chordata; Mammalia; Rodentia; Spalacidae
Product: zinc finger protein 157-like
Exons: 6
Coding region: 547-2490 (647 amino acids)
Biological process (GO): negative regulation of transcription by RNA polymerase II
Molecular function (GO): DNA-binding transcription repressor activity, RNA polymerase II-specific
Source: RefSeq, a predicted model, not a curated record
UGGUUUGGUUUGGUUUGGUUUUUUUAAUUGUUGUUUUUGAGACCAGGUAUACUUACGUAGCCCUGGUUGGCUAGAAACUCAGCUUUACAGACCAGGCUGACCUCAAAUUUGGCAACAGUACUCCUGCAUCUGGCUCCUGAAUGCUGGGAUUUACAGCGUGCAUCAAGUAAAUGGAAGCACUCAGAAAAUAAAAACCACACCCAUAUCAAAGAUUCAACAUGGCUGAUGGACUAAUUAGAAAUUUCCUGAUUGUGGAGAACCACAGUGUUGCAGGUCCUGGGCCAGGUGGGCUUAGGCAGCUCUUAUUCCUCUUUAUAGCCAUUCAUCGCCAAUCCCUGUGUUUGAGCUAAUGUCCAAUCUUUUGACUAUUAGGUCAGUCCUUUUAGAAUGCACAGCUUCUGCCCACCCAAAGGCUAAGCGUGUCAUAAGACAGCAUCUGAGACUUACAGCAAAGGUUCCCUGGUCUGCUGUACCCAACCAACCUGAUGUUUCUACCGAGAACAAAAACUGGGCUUCCUUGGGCUUUGUCGACGUGGUGAUUCCGUAAUGACAUCCAGAUUUCCCUCGACAGCUGGGCUUCCCGGAACCCUCCCUUCCAGUCCUGAGGGAAUCAGGGACGGACCAAGUGUCGAAGCCCCAGAGGACCCGCCUGCUGCCAUGAAUUCCUGCCGGAAGGCCCAGAGACCGGGAGCUGCAGAGCGACACGGGUCCUGUGAGAGAUGGGUGUCCUUUGACGACGUGACUGUGGACUUCACCCAGGACGAGUGGCAGGAACUGGACCCUGCCCAGAGAUGCCUGUACCAGGAUGUGAUGCUGGAGAUCUACAGCCACCUCUUGUCAGUGGGGUGUCCCAGGCCACAGAUCAUCUUCAAUAUGGCGAAAGUAAAGGAGACACCCGUGGCAGAGGCCACAGUCCCACAUCAGAGGUGUCAGUGUGAAGCAGGGGACCGGGAGAUUGACACACCUCAGCAAAUGGCUGUGAACACUUCAUUUCCAAACGAUUUAUCAGGAGAAAUGACACAACGAGAGUCAUGUUCCAUACCAGAACUGCAGACUGCUGACCCCACGAAGAAAGACCAGCAAAGCCAGAUCCCACCCUUGAGUCCUGGUGUUUUCCUUAACCAGAAAACACAGAGCACAGACAGUGAAGAGACUGGGGAGUCCAUUCCGUUGGGACCUCUGGUUUCCACACAAGAGGGACCUCAAAGAUGUUGCUCAGCAAAUAGUGAGAAGCCUAACCUUGAAACAAAUGGUGAUGAUCAAAGGGGUGCCACCCGGCAGGGUGACGGCAUUGUGGGGUUCCAGCAGCUCUUCCCACAAGGCUCCUCGAAUACUGCACAUACAGUUCCUCAUCAAGGAGAGGAAUCGUACAGUGAUGCUCAGUUUGGAAAAGUUCUCUGUCCUAAGCCACCACUCACAGAGCAUGAAAUUAAUUGUCUGGACAAUCCAGUUGAAUAUACCGGAUACAGAAAGGUCGUCACCGGUAGUUCCGCUUUCUCUCAACAGCAGAUGACUAGCACUACAGAGAUACCUUUUAUCUGUCACACAUGUGGGAAGACCUUCCUCCACAGUUCUGAGUCAACGUCCCCUCCAGGAAUUCCUACAGGAGACACGCCUUAUGAAUGUCCUGACUGUAGGAAAUCACAUGGGAGUACAUCCAACCUGCGGGUGCACCGUGAAAUCCACACCAGCGAGAAGCCUUACGAGUGCCACAUCUGUGGGAAAUCAUUCAGCUAUACAUCCCACCUAAAGGUGCACAUUCGAACACACACAGGUGAGAAACCUUAUGUGUGUUCUGACUGUGGGAAGGCCUUCAGCCAAAAGUCAGUCCUCACCACGCAUCAGAGAAUUCACACUGGGGAGAAACCGUACACAUGUAGUUACUGUGGGAAAAUGUUUGUUUAUGCAUCGGAUCUGAAGAAGCAUCGUCGAUUUCACACAGGGGAGAAGCCUUACGAAUGCCCUGACUGUGGGAAACUGUUCAGUAACAAAUCCCACCUGCCCGUGCAUCAUCGAAUCCACACCAAUGAGAGACCUUACAAGUGCUGUGACUGUGGGAAAUCAUUCAGAAGAAAAUCUCACCUUAAGGUGCAUCUUCGAAUUCACACAGGUGAGAGACCUUAUGUGUGUUCGGAAUGUGGGAAGGCCUUCAGCCACAAUUCAGUCCUCAGCACUCACCAGAGAAUUCACACAGGGGAGAAGCCUUACACGUGCAGUGACUGUGGGAAAGCCAUGUCUUCUAAAGCCCAACUGAUAGAGCAUCAGAGAGUUCACACCGGUGAGAAACCAUAUGUGUGCACGGCCUGUGGGAAGGCCUUCAGUGGCAGGUCUUCUUUACAUACACACCGCAGAACUCACAGUAGUCAGAGACCUUUCGUCUGUCUCAAAUGUGGGAAAGGCUUCUUGCGCAAGUCACGAUUGUUAUCCCAUCAGCAAAUUCACAGUGCUGAGGAGCCUGUGGUAAGUUGUUCCAUCACACACGCCACCUGAAGGUGCAUCAUCAAGUUGCAGCGGAGAGUUAGUUACCAGUAUGUGGCUGUGGGAGAAUUUUCAGCAGCCUAAGGUUCAUCAUCUAGUUCAUACUAGCCAGAGACCUUACAUGUAUUCUGAGUGCAAGAAGUCCUUCAAAAACAAAUCAGAGUCAGAGUUCAAUAGAGCGGGCACUUGUACCAGACUCUGCACUUGCAGAUACUGUGAUUGUAUAAAAGACUUUCCCAUAAAGUCAGUCCCUCAUCCAUAUUCCUAACUGGAAUAUUCUUGAGUUAUUGUUGAAAGGAUAUUUUAUAAGAGACCUGAUUAUAGCUUAUUCAUAGCUCUGAAUAAUAUAGCUAUGCAUUACCAUUUAAAAAUAGAAAUUGUUAUACCUGAGGGAAAUCAGUGAAACCGGUGAAAAGGACAAGGACCCUGCUCACUCUCGCUCUCGCUCUCUCUCCCUCCCUCCCUCUGUCUCCCCCUCGCCCUCCUUCCCUCCCUCCCUCCCUCCCCUCUCUAUGCACAUGCUCACCUAUGGAUGCACAUGUAUGUGCAUGUGCACACGUAUUAUAGGAACUCUUCCCCUGAGGAGACAGAUAUUUACCCCUCCCAAGUAGUAUUCCACCAGAGUCCACCUUGGGAAUCAGUGAGCUUAGAGCAUGAGUGAGGGGUCAGUUGGGGAGCAUGGCUGACCCCAAAGUAGCCAUGCCACCGAAGAGUCUCAUCCCAGCUUGGAUUACCCCUUCAGUUAAUCUCUCAUAGUCCAUACACUUUAGCACCUCCCAAGAUCAUGAGUCUAUGUGUAGUUGAGACAGGAUCACAUUCCUUUGACAGGGAAUGGUUAGGAUAACAGAUGAGGGGCUGGAGAGAUGCUCAGCAGUUAGAGCACUGGCUGCUCUUGCAGAGGACCCGGGUUCUGUUCCCAGCAACCACAUGGCAGCUAACAACUGUCCAAAACUCCAGUGCCAGGGAA